AUGAUCUCUGCGACCCAGGUGCUGUUGUACCUGCCUGUGUUCUGUGUGUGCUGGCUUGCGGUCAGUGUGACGAGACGUUGGAUCAGACAAGCUCCACUUCACAAGAUCCCCGGGCCGCCGAGACUGUCCCUCAUCAAUGGCAAUCUCAAGCAAAUAUUCGACAUAAACCGCGGCAUGUCUUUCCAUACUAACAUCAUCCAAACCUACGGAAGAAUUAUCCGUAUUUGGGGAUUGUUGGGAGAUACGCAGCUGUACAUCAGCGACCCUAAGGCGCUACACAAUAUUCUAAUCAAAGACCAAUACGUCUUUGAGGAGACGAGCGGUUUCAUCGUAUCCAACCGUAUAUUUUUCGGAAUGAAUUUGACCGGCACAUUGGGUGAACAUCAUCGCCGCCAACGCAAGCUACUCAAUCCAGUAUUCUCUGCGGCCCACAUGCGCUACAUGAUCCCUGUUUUCUACAAGAUCACUCAUCAACUUUGCGACAUCAUCAAGGCCAAAACCUCAGAUGGGCCCCGAGAACUGGACAUAAUGGAAUGGAUGGGGCGCGUGGCGCUCGAAUUAGUAGGCCAAGGCGGUCUGGGAUACAGCUUCAAUGCCCUUGACGAGAAUGUCAAGAACGCGUAUGCUGAAGCAGCCAGAGGAUUCACACCCGCGCUCGCAAAGGUAGAAUUCUAUCGACCAUUUUUACCCCUGGUGGUGCCGAUUGUGCCAGCCUGGGUCCGGAGAUGGUUGGCGAAGAAUCUUCCCUGGAAAGACUUGAAUAACGUAACAGAGAUCGUCGACAUCAUGAAUGAAACCUCAAUCAAAAUCCUCGAGGAAAAGAAGAAGGCCUUACAGAAGGGAGAUGACGCGGUCGUGCAUCAAGUUGCAGAAGGAAGGGAUAUCAUGUCUAUUCUUCUGCAAGCCAAUAUUUCCGCUUCAGAAGAUAUGAAGCUUCCAGAGUCAGAGAUUCUCGCGCAGAUGUCGCUUCUGAUCUUCGCGGCGAUGGAUACUACCUCCUCCGCUCUAACUCGCAUUCUGCAUGUUCUUUCCGAGAAUCAGGACGUACAGGACAAACUGCGCGAGGAAGUGCUGAACGCUUACAAGUCUUCCGAGUCUGGCGAUCUGGAUUACGAUACAUUACAUGAGCUGCCGUAUCUGGAGGCUGUCUGCCGCGAGACGCUUCGCCUGUAUUCUCCCGUCUUGAUUAUGUCUCGCACCGCACGAAAGGACAUAAUGGUCCCGCUCGAUGUCCCAACCACGAUCGGUAACUCAGAAGUCUCCGAGAUGUUCAUCCCCGAGGACACUACGAUCUACAUCGGUAUUCGCGCCAUCAACACAGACCCACUUAUUUGGGGUCCUGAUGCGAACGAGUGGAAGCCUGAACGGUUCUUGAACCCGCUUCCGGAGAGCGUGACAGAUGCGAAAGUACCCGGUGUCUAUGCGAACUUGUUGACGUUUUUGGGCGGCGGAAGGGCAUGCAUCGGCUUCAAAUUCUCCCAAAUGGAGAUGAAGAUCGUUCUUUCCCUUCUCAUCUCGACGUUCAAGUUCACCCCCUCGAAGAAAUCAGUCUCAUGGAAGCUGGGCGGGGUAUUACUUCCCAUGGAAGAGGGCAGCCUCACUCCCUCUCUGCCGCUUGUGGUCUCUUUAGUGAAGGAGACUGGGAAGAAUUGAUUUCGACAGUUUACGAACAACCACGAGGCGCGGUACGAUAGAGAGAAGCGUUGGGUAACUGGUAGACUGUCAGAAUUUCUUCUGGGCUCUGAAACUAUGUGGUUACUACGUUUGAUGUUGUUCUUAUUUAUGUUCCAGUACGAUUUUGACUAUCGAUCCUGUGAC
This is a messenger RNA of Stereum hirsutum FP-91666 SS1, 1818 nucleotides long. Its product is annotated as cytochrome P450. The transcript has 15 exons. The coding region runs from base 1 to 1653 and encodes 550 amino acids. Lineage: Eukaryota; Fungi; Basidiomycota; Agaricomycetes; Russulales; Stereaceae. The record is from RefSeq and is a predicted model, not a curated record. Gene Ontology annotation, molecular function: heme binding; oxidoreductase activity, acting on paired donors, with incorporation or reduction of molecular oxygen; monooxygenase activity.